Molecule: messenger RNA, 867 nt
Organism: Strongylocentrotus purpuratus (purple sea urchin)
Lineage: Eukaryota; Metazoa; Echinodermata; Echinoidea; Camarodonta; Strongylocentrotidae
Exons: 3
Coding region: 79-579 (166 amino acids)
Source: RefSeq, a predicted model, not a curated record
UCACUUCUAGUUGGAACUCGAAUCGAGGAAGCUUCACUGGUACUUGCGACUCAUAUAUGCAGAUAGGACAUCUAUUGAAUGACCAUGAUAAACGCCCAAGUUCUCCUCCUUGUCGCGGGGCUGUCUUUUGGAAUAGUUCAUGCUCAGCAAUGUUACAGCUGUCUCUCCAUCACAUCGGACGGUGACAUGAGCGCCUUCCCAAGCAUGGAUGCAGGGAUUGCGCCUUGUGACGAGAAUUACGAACAAAGUACCAUGGAUUGCAGCCUACAGGGAGGUUGCCUGAAAGCAAACUACGACUUUGUGUACGACAUUGAGGGCCAGGGUAAUGUCGCAACCGAACUCGUCUUACGGACCUGCGGAGCAGCUGCGGACCAAUGCGAGACCGCCAGCACAGCAGCCAUCAACGCACAACGAGACGCGAUCAAUGCCAUGCUCCCUUCUACCAUUCAGUUCGUCUCCGGGAGCGGGGCUGCGUGCGUGUGCUCGGGCAAUCUCUGCAACAGGGCCCACACAACGACGCUUAGUCUUGGAGCCCUGAUUGCGUCUCUACUCGUGUCUUAUCUCGCUAUGAAACGGUAAAGUGAGAAUGGGUCCAAGCUUUCUUCAAAAUUCUUCAAAAAGUCUACCCCGCUGAAAGGUAGAGCUGAUUAGAUAGACAAAAAUCUAAAAAGCCCAAAUAUAACUUGGUUUUGAAAAAAGGUGCUCAGACUUAUUUUUAAUAAUUUUGAUUAAUGAGCACAAAAAAGAGUUAAUGAUCGAGCCGGACCUGUAUUGCGAGACAUUUUUUGGUGACGAAGGGUCCUUACAACACAGAUUCGUAAUGUAACCAAAUGUAAUGCAUAAAUAUGUGUGAAGUGCCUCGAUACA